Molecule: messenger RNA, 2332 nt
Organism: Parathielavia appendiculata
Lineage: Eukaryota; Fungi; Ascomycota; Sordariomycetes; Sordariales; Chaetomiaceae
Exons: 1
Coding region: 331-1998 (555 amino acids)
Source: RefSeq, a predicted model, not a curated record
GAACCAAGGUCAUCGAUCCAUCCAACCACAUCUGUGGCCUGAUGUGGUCCAAGCUCCUCCGGCGCGGGGCAGCCAAGACGUAACCGAAGCUUCCCGUUGGAAUUCUUCCAAAAGUCCAGACCCUGGUCCUCAAACACAUCGUCAUUGACAAACGUCCCGCGUUUGAGCGGCCGCCAGUGUCGCAAUAAGCGUUGAUGCAGGAAACUAUAUCGCCCACCCUAGUUGGAGAUGCGCUAAACUCUACCGCCAGCUCCCUCAUCCAUUGGGGCGGAUUGGCCAAUACUGCCUACCAGUUUGGGUUGAUCGGUUUUCGCCCUCGAGGAAAUCACGAUGCGCACCCGUUCUCUCGUCCUCCGCCUAGUCGGCACCCGGAAGCUCCUGCGCACCUUUGCCCAGAGUACCGCCGUCCGCACCGACCCCCGCGGCCGACCGCAACUCCCCUUUCUCUCAGUCCCGAUAACCCGCGCAGGACGCGUCCGCUACUUAACUACCGAACGCAAAGCCCAGCUGAAGUACGAGAUCAAGACGGGCAUCAAAUACACGGGUUACAUUUGGAUAGCCGGCGCGUCACUGCUCGCUGUAUGGUUUGCCAUCGUUCAGGAGCGCCUCGAGCGCAGGUAUCCCACGCCGCACGAAUGGACUUACCGGACGCGCAUGGACCUUCGCGGCGGCAACUGUGCCCGCUACGAACCAUCUCCGGGCAAAAUCACCAAUUGGCUGCAGGUGGCAGGGUGGUUUGAGAUGACAGUCAACCGGCUUCACGACCCUAACAUUGACGGGAAGGAUGUCAAGGAUGCUCCUCACGACUGCCCGCCGGGGACCAAGGAUGUCAUGGCCAAAUCCGAGGAAUGGAGGAGGGGUUACUAUGAGGCCAUGAUGGGAUACGCCAAAGCAGCCGAGUACAUGGACGGCUGGGUGUUGGACAAAACGAGGAAUAUUGUGUUCCCGCCGGGCACCAUGAUUGGGCCCUCGAACCCCUACCCCAAGCCGCUCCCGCCAGGAUUCAAGGGCGCUCCUAGAGAAGAGGAUUGUGAGCUGAGGUUUGACUCGCCAGACGCCAUCUACCUCCGGAUUCUGUAUACGCCAGGUUUUACGAACCGGCAAAAGAUCGAGGCCGGUUUGGCAUAUGCCUCCUGGCUAGACUACAAGGGCAUAACUGGCCCAGCAAGCAUCGUCUUUGAAGACGCUGUCCACCUUGCUGCCUCCGAGCGGAAAGAUAUCCCAGCCGAACCCUUGGACCCGGGGACCUGUGUCCUCAAUGAAGCCGCUGGGCUUCCCUCCGAGAACCUCCUCAACUCUCUCACUGCCUACGCCACCUUCCGCGCCCGCCAAGGAGACAUCAACUCGGCCCUCCCCAUCCUCGUCUCAAUCCUCAGAGCCCGCCGCAGCCUUUCCCCACCCACCACCGCCCCAAACCAACCAUCAUCCUUCACCGCGCAUCCAGCCAAUAAGGGCCCAUGGGCCCUGAUAUCCAAAGUCUGGACCCCUCCGCCUUACCCGGCGCCCCCGCCAGACGGCACCUCCCCUCCCGUGCGCGAUGCCCAGGGCCUCUGCCAGGAAGCAGCCCUGAGCCUGCAUAUCGGCGAGAUCAUGUACACUUCAUCGCCCGCCGGCCGGGAGGAAGGGCUGGGCUGGACGCGCGAGGCCGUCGACGUCGCCGAGGAACAGCUCCACCAACUCCCGCAGACGGUUGAGCGGGACAGCCCCGCGCGCGCCGCCUGCCGCGAGUGCCUCGCCACGGGCCUGGGCAACUGGAAGGCCAUGGUGGCCAAGCUGGCCAAGGAGGAGCGGGCCAAGGCGGCUGCUGUUGAAGCCGAAAGGAGGAAGAGGAAGGGUUGGUUUGGGAGCCUGUGGGGAGAGGGACCGGCAAAGGUGGAGGAUGUGGAUCGGUGGGCGGCUGAGGAGAAGGUCAUUGAGGAGAGGCAGAGGAGGGUGAAGGAUCUGUUGGAGGAUUUGAGGCCUCCGCCGAGAGGGAUUUUAUCCUUUCUGCAAGCUUGAGAUGGUUGUUGUAUGUUGAAGGAUGGGAUCAAACAGUGAAACAGCCUGGCGGGAAGCAUGGAGGAUCGGUUGUAUGGAUAACAAUGUGUCGGCUUCUUAUGGCUUCUGCUCUACAAACAUGACGUGUGGUGGUUUGGGGCAACACUGUAGGGCGAGGCUGCAUCACCUUUGAAGCCGCGGUGUACAUCAAGGGACAUAAUUGCGAAUCCAGGCUUCAGAUUGUGGAAUUUGUGUACUAGCUAGCUCUCAGAGUUUGGGAUCAUGAACACUGAGGAUUGCUACAUGCUGAAUUGGUGUCAUAACCUGGAGAGCAUCAAAUGGAAGGAAGCUAUUG